Molecule: messenger RNA, 774 nt
Organism: Eimeria tenella
Lineage: Eukaryota; Apicomplexa; Conoidasida; Eucoccidiorida; Eimeriidae
Exons: 4
Source: RefSeq, a predicted model, not a curated record
AUGGAAGAGGAGGGGCACGACUUUUGUGAAGCCUUAGCAGCAAUACGAGCAGGCGCAGCAGAGCGGCGGCUGCAGCUGGGCGGCGCGCGGGCAGCAGCUGCAGCGGCAGCAGCAGCAGCAGAUCUCGCGUGGCUGCUGCCUCUGCGGUGUCUGUACACCUCAGAAGACAAGGCAGAAUACGGCGUUUCUGAAGCUGUUCCUGACGAGGACUGGAUCCCCAUAAAGCGGGACCUCCCCGCGGGCCGCCUUGUCGUUUCUCACGGGCUCAUACCUGUGAACGCGACUGCAGCGGAAGCGGGCUUUGACUUUGUGGAGUCUUACUAUGACCCCAAGCGGGACUACAGCUGGUCUUACAAGCGAUACAACCCCUACAAGCUGCCGGGCGACGGGAGCGAAGAGCCUGAGGAGGAGGGCGUGGCCCCGUACUACCGCCUGGACACCCCAGAGGCGCGGCGGUAUUACUUGAAGGAAGCAGAACCCCCACCAAGAGAACCCGACGACGACAUCGCACGCCAGGCCACGCUCGCCGAAGAAAUGAUUGCAGUUGCUCCUGUUGCUGCGGUUGCUGCUGCUGCUGCUGCUGCUGCGGUUGCUGCUGCUGCUGCAAAUCGGAUGCGGGCUCCGGCCCCCCUGUGUUUGCUGCCAGGCAUGCGCCGCAGCCCCGAGCGGGAGGAGCAGUGGCGUUUUAUUCCGGAGGCCCCUUAUGGGAUUUUGGCUUCGCGGCAAAACUUCGCGCGGAGUUUCACAGCCAAAGACAAGGCCUGGAUAGAGAAA